This is a messenger RNA of Lolium perenne, 501 nucleotides long. Lineage: Eukaryota; Viridiplantae; Streptophyta; Magnoliopsida; Poales; Poaceae. The record is from RefSeq and is a predicted model, not a curated record.
AUGGAGAAGAGGGAGCCGCUGCGCAGACGCCACCACCCGCCCAUCCCCAAACGGGCCUACAUCGGGCCCGACAUCCGCGCCGCCACGCCCGCAUCGCCGUCGUCAACCGAAGCUGCUCUGCCUAGGUCGCCACCCACCCCGCUCCACCAUCGCUUGGAAGAAGGUAGCCGCCGCCGCGCCUGCUUGAUCCGCGGCGGCAGAGCUUGUUCCCGGCCGUUGUCCGCCGCCGCCGGCUCCUUCUCCGCCGCCCCCGUCCGUCCCCAUCGCCGGCUGCCGCCCUCUCCCCCGUCGCCGUCCCCGUCGCCGUUCGCCGCCCACUCCCCGUCGCCGACUCCUUCUCCGCCGCCCCCGUGCGCCCCCGUCGCCGUCUCCGUCGCCGGCCGCCGCCUCUCGUGCCGGGCCCUGUGCGCUCGCCUCCCGAGCCGCCCGCUCCCUAGUCGCCCGCCCCCGUGCGCUCGCCUCCCUGGCCGCCCGGCCCCGUGCGCCCGCUCUCUCCCGUGA